CAGUCAUACGUGUGCAUAUUUGGUUCUUCGUCAAGUGCGGCAUCAUGGACGCAGCAGGGCGUCUCCUGCGCUCUCCCAUCACUUCGCUCGUCAUCAGAUCUGCCUUCGUCACUUACAGAACUUCUUGCACUCAGCACAUCCACCAGUUCCUACCGUAUCGUCGAAUACAACUUCACUAUUUACAACUGCGGUGCUUUCAUGACAUGUUCAUCGUGUAGCGCCUCUGAGACUGGUUGUGAUUGGUGUAUUGAAUCGCACAAGUGUGUCUCGAGUGGAAAAUGCAGUGCGAAAAAAGCCACCGAAUGUGUGCACAUCAAGCAGCCAUCACAGUUGAUGAUACCCAAAGGGAAUUCACAGGAGAUUUCUUUCGCUGUAGCUCAUUUGGACCGUCUGCCUAGGGAAGAGAGCUAUUCUUGUCGAGUAGUCCUGAACGGCACCACGGUGCACUCCAAGGCCAAACUCGCCGAG
Cooperia oncophora is the source of this 468-nucleotide messenger RNA. NCBI's taxonomy places the organism in Eukaryota, Metazoa, Nematoda, Chromadorea, Rhabditida, Trichostrongylidae. The record is from the annotation of a GenBank genome assembly.